AUGGGAAAGAUGAAAACCUUAGAUUAUUUUUUCAAAAGAAAGGUAGAUGAUAAAGAAACUAAUCAUGAAAGUGAAGAGAGUAAACAUCAUAAAGCUUCAACAAGUGAGCCACAACCGCAAAAAACGGAAAAUCAACAAGAGAUUGAGCCACAACCGCAAGGAAAGGAAAAUCUACAAGAGAACGAGCCACAACCACAAGAAAAAGAAAAUCCUAAUGAACUUGAUUUGAAGAAUCUAGAAAGAGAUCCCGCUAAACGCAAGCAAAUGUGGGAUUAUCCGGUCAAUUUAAGGGAGCAAGUGAGACGAGCUUAUAUGAAUUUAGGACCUUUCCAAAUACGUCUUAAGGAGUAUCAAGCUAAAGUUUCAAUUGACACGGUUCAUUGGUUGACCUUCCAAGCUUGUGCUUUACGAGGACAUGAUGAAAGUCCUAAUUCCAAAAAUUGUGGUAGUUUUCUCCAACUACUAAAACUUCUAGCAUCUUAUAAUGAUGAAGUUGCAAACAUUAUAUUAGAGAAAGCUCCUUAUAAUUCAAAGUAUACUUCUGGGGAAAUUCAAAAAGAAAUUCUUAGUAUUAUUGCCAUUAAAGUUCGAAAGCAUAUUCGUAGUGAAGUGGGGGAUUCAUACUUUUGUGUCAUGGUUGAUGAGUCACGGGAUGGGUCUAAAAAAGAGCAAAUGGCAAUAGUUUUGAGAUUUGUUGAUGCAGAAGGAAUCAUACGAGAAAGGUUCUUGGAUUUGGUUCAUGUUAGGGAUACCUUAUCAUUAACCUUGAAAACAAAUAUGUGGAGACAACUUUUACACUAUCAAUUUGAUGUUAGUAAAAUCCGUGGCCAAGGUUAUGAUGGUGCUAGUAAUAUGAGAGGGGAAUGGAAUGGAUUACAAGCACUUGUUCUUAAGGAUUGCCCUUAUGCAUAUUAUGUUCAUUGCUUUGCUCACAGAUUGCAACUAGCCUUGGUGGCUGCUUCAAGGGAAAUUAUUCCGGUACACCAAUUUUUUACAAACUUAAUUUUUACAAUUAACGUAGUUUGUGCUUCCAGUAAGCGUCAUGAUGACUUACAAAAGGCAAAGGCAACUGAGAUUGAACAAUUAUUGGAACUAGGUGAAAUCGAAUCAGGGAAAGGAUUGAAUCAAGUGGGGACAUUCAGAAGAGCUGGUGAUACACGUUGGGGUUCUCAUUUUCGUUCUCGCGGAGAUCCUGAUGCAGCUUACUGUUAUCUGAAAUCAUUUGAGUUUGUGUUUAUUCUUCACCUGAUAAAGGAAGUAAUGGGAAAGACUGAUAUACUUUCUCAAGCUCUACAAAAGAAAUCCCAAGAUAUUCUUAAUGCUAUGGAGUUAGUUUCAGCAACAAAGGAGGGUCUAAAUGAUUUCAGAAACAAAGGAUGGGAUUCUUUACUUGCACAAGUAAAGUUUUUUUCCACAUUGAACAAACAGCUACAUGAGUUGAAUAGUAGAUUCAAUGAUCAGGCAGUGGAGUUGUUAAGUCUUAGUUCUACUUUAGUUUCUAAAGAGAUUAACGUUGAUCAAAUUUGUCUUCUUGUUGAGAAGUAUUAUCCUGAAGAUUUUACGGAGCAAGAGAGGAUUCAAUUACGAUAUCAAUUGGAGAUUUUUAAUAUUGAUAUGACAAAGAAUCCAAGGCUAAGUGGUGUAUCAACUAUUGCCGACCUUUGCAAGCGUCUUGUGGAAACUCAGAAACGUGAGACAUAUUAUUUGCUUGAUAGAGUGGUUAGGUUAAUCUUGACACUUCCAGUUUCUACCGUAACAACAGAGAGGGGAUUUUCAGCAAUGAAAAUAUUCAAGAACCGUCUUCGCAAUAAGAUGUCGGAUGAUUUUCUUGCAAACAACUUGGUGAUUUACAUAGAAAGAGAAAUUGUUGAAAACAUUGAUUUGAACUCUGUAAUUGAUGAAUUUACAGACAUUAAAGGUCGUCGGGCUGAGUUGUAA
Molecule: messenger RNA, 1938 nt
Organism: Lactuca sativa (garden lettuce)
Lineage: Eukaryota; Viridiplantae; Streptophyta; Magnoliopsida; Asterales; Asteraceae
Molecular function (GO): protein dimerization activity
Source: RefSeq, a predicted model, not a curated record